AUGAGCUCCUUCACGUCCUCGUCCUUCGUCAUCCCCGACAUACCACGCUCCCGCUCCCCCUCCUCCCCCGACAGCGACGACGACGACCUCAACUCGCUCCCGUCCAUCUCGAGCAGCAUCCUCGACUCGGAAGCGGACUCGUCCGACGCGCAGCGGGAGUGGGAGGCCAGCCUGGAGCAGCUGCAGCUCCUGCUGACCAUGAUCAUUAUGCCGUUUGCGGGCAAAUUCUUGGGGCGCAAGUUUGCGUACUGGAGCUGGGCGAGAUACAUGGAGUGGAUGCAUAACGUCGAAAUUCGGUGGACUAGCAAACAGGCAUUCAAGGUCGCGGGCGCGGUCGAGGCAGCGGCGUCGUUAUGA
Molecule: messenger RNA, 357 nt
Organism: Parathielavia appendiculata
Lineage: Eukaryota; Fungi; Ascomycota; Sordariomycetes; Sordariales; Chaetomiaceae
Exons: 2
Coding region: 1-357 (118 amino acids)
Biological process (GO): protein insertion into mitochondrial outer membrane; mitochondrial outer membrane translocase complex assembly
Cellular component (GO): mitochondrial outer membrane
Source: RefSeq, a predicted model, not a curated record